Molecule: messenger RNA, 831 nt
Organism: Miscanthus lutarioriparius
Lineage: Eukaryota; Viridiplantae; Streptophyta; Magnoliopsida; Poales; Poaceae
Source: the annotation of a GenBank genome assembly
AUGGCGACGCACCCGGCCUCCCCGACGGCCGGCGCUGGUGGCGACAGGUCGCCGUCUGGCCCGCCGCCGGUGCGCUUGUCCGCGGCGCAGGCGGUGGCGGCGAUCCAGCCCAACUCGCCGCGGUACUUCUUCUCCUCGCUGGCUGCCGCCUCCGCCGCGGCGUCCUCCCCGCACCGCCGCAUCGGCAUCGCCGUCGACCUCUCCGACGAGUCCGCCUUCGCCGUCAAGUGGGCCGUCCAGAACUACCUCCGCCCCGGGGACGCCGUCGUGCUGCUCCACGUCCGCCCCACCUCCGUGCUCUACGGCGCCGACUGGGGCUCCAUCCCGGUCUCCGUCGACGACGACCCCGACGCCGACAUCGCCGAGGGCGCGGCGCGCGCUGCGGCCGCCGAGGAGGAGCCCGAGGAGGCCAAGAAGAAGCGGGAGGAGGAGUUCGACGCCUUCACGUCCACCAAGGCGCAGGACCUUGCGCAGCCGCUCAACGGCGCGCAGAUCCCCUUCAAGAUCCACAUCGUCAAAGACCACGACAUGAAGGAGCGCCUCUGCCUCGAGGCCGAGCGCCUCGGCCUGUCCGCCAUGAUCAUGGGCAGCCGAGGAUUCGGUGCCUCCCGCAGGGCCGGGAAAGGGAGGCUCGGGAGCGUCAGUGACUACUGCGUGCACCACUGCUUCUGCCCCAUUGUGGUUGUGCGCUACCCAGAUGAUGCUUUCGGGGAUGAGCUGCGAACGGUGCCUGAAAAUGAGCCUGUGUAUCAUGAGGCGCCGGAGGCGCAGAAAGGUUUGUCUUAUUGCUUCAUCUUCUAUUUCCAUGGUGUUUGGUUCAUCCUCAGGUAA